Molecule: messenger RNA, 2289 nt
Organism: Diospyros lotus (date-plum)
Lineage: Eukaryota; Viridiplantae; Streptophyta; Magnoliopsida; Ericales; Ebenaceae
Product: probable arabinosyltransferase ARAD1
Exons: 6
Coding region: 565-1878 (437 amino acids)
Molecular function (GO): glycosyltransferase activity
Source: RefSeq, a predicted model, not a curated record
CAAGUCUUGGACUAUCAGUCUCUCUCUCUAUCUCUUGUAGCUCUUUUGGUGGACCCCUAUCUGCUAAAUGCUUUUUCUUUGCAGAUUUAUAACAGGAUGAUAAUGUGUGCCAUUUUUGAUGGAUACUUUACUUGAGCCAAGAGGGAGGAGGGAACAUACUCAGUCCCCUUUCCUCAUCUCUGGUGGGGAACCGGUUGAGGCUGACUUGACAGAACAUGAAUUUGUUGCGUCGUUAUGAUUGGAGGUUUAAAAUGAGUCUCAAGUAAUAAUAAUACAAUAAAGAAAUGUAAAUGAUCUCGGACAAACGGAUCCUCUGUGCGUGUCGGAGAUAUUACAGGAUUGGCAUUGGCUGAAGAGAAAGCAUAUACAUCAAACGGCCGGUAUUCCGUCUUCACUGAAUUAGGAUCCGAAUCCAAUCCAAUCCUUCUUCCGCUUUCCUUCUCAUUUCUCAACGGCUCACCCUUCGCCAAACUGACUUGAGUUCCAGCACGCACCAGCCAUGGCGGCCUCAAGAAACGCAGAGACAUAUCUGUGAGCGCAUAGCUUUUGGAGAGAGAAGAGAAAAUGAAAGUGUUCGGUAAAACAGUGCUUUCUCUCGUGUUCAUCCUUGUACUUACCAUCACUUACUCCAUUUUCAUCGGCACCGUCGAUUUCAGAUCACACGUCUUCCCACUGUUCCAGUCGCUGCCGACCAACAGCACAUCCUGCCGCCGUGGGGAAUUCCCUCUCAGGGUUUAUAUGUACGACCUGCCCCGGCGUUUCAACGUCGGGAUGCUGAAUCGCCGGAAAUCCGACCAGACGCCGGUGACCGCCGCGACUCUGCCACCGUGGCCGGCGAAUUCGGGCCUGAAGAAGCAGCACAGCGUGGAGUACUGGAUGAUGGCUUCGUUGCUGUACGACGGCGAUGGCGGUGGCGGAGAAGUGACGCGAGAGGCGGUUAGGGUUUCGGAUCCGGAGUCGGCGGAUGUGUUCUUCGUGCCGUUUUUCUCGUCGUUGAGCUUCAACACUCACGGGCACAACAUGACGGAUCCAGAUACCGAAUUCGAUCGGCAAUUGCAGGUUGACAUGCUUAAAUUUCUAAGGGAAUCAAUUUAUUGGCAGAGGUCUGGUGGCCGUGACCAUGUAGUUCCCAUGCAUCAUCCAAAUGCUUUCAGAUUUCUUCGAGAACAGGUGAAUGCAUCUAUUCUCAUUGUUGCAGAUUUUGGCCGUUACCCUAAAAUCAUGUCAAAUUUGAGCAAAGAUGUGGUGGCCCCAUAUGUGCAUGUAGUGGAUUCAUUCACCAAUGAUGACUCUCCAGAUCCAUACGAGUCUCGUUCAACUCUUCUUUUCUUCCGAGGGAGAACAGUGCGGAAAGAUGAAGGAAUUGUCCGUGCUAAACUGGCAAAGAUAUUAGUCGGUAUUGGUGAUGUCCACUAUGAAAGAAGCUAUGCAACAGGAGAAAGCAUAAAAAUGUCCUCAGAAGGGAUGCGGUUAUCAAAGUUCUGUCUGCAUCCUGCAGGGGACACUCCUUCCUCUUGCCGCCUGUUUGAUGCUAUCGUGAGCCACUGUGUUCCUGUAAUCGUGAGCGAUCAAAUUGAGCUCCCCUUCGAGGAUGAACUGGACUACACGCAGUUCUCACUUUUCUUCUCGGUCAAGGAGGCACUGGUGCCGGGCAACAUGGUUGCACAGCUUCGGAAGUUUCCAAAAGAGAGAUGGCUGGAAAUGUGGAGGCGUCUCAAAAACAUCUCCCGUCACUUCGAAUUCCAGUAUCCCCCCAAAAAAGAAGAUGCUGUGAAUAUGAUAUGGAGACAAGUAAAGCACAAGGUUCCUGCAGCCAAACUUGCUGUGCACAGAAGCAGGAGAUUGAAAGUGCCAGAUUGGUGGCGCCGGAGAAGAUAGUUCCGGGCCGGAGCCAGCCGGUUUUCCGACGCUGUACAUUAAUCGUAAUAAUUUAUAGGGGCAAUGGGCAAUCGUUGGCGAGAAUGAAGUAGAGGCAGGCAGGGAGGCAGGAGGCUGCUGCAGCAACUGGAUCGGUACCCAGCCAGAAAUUAAUUUGAUCAGAAUGUCGAGUGAGUGGUGCUUCUGUCAAUUGCUUCUUCCUUCAACUUCAAUGAUGAAAAGAAAAGGAAAACAUUUAAUUCUUUUUUUUAAACGGGAAAUUCUUUUGCAUUUUCAUUCCCUGAAAAUAUAUGCAUUCUUGAGCGAGGAGUUGUUCAAAUGUAAAUGGGCGCCGCCAACGAUGAGUAGUUCUUGUGAUGCAAUUAGCACCGUCUGAUCUAGCAAGCAGCUGCUUGGGGGUGUUCUUUUCUC